ACAAGUCUAAGAAUGUAUUGCGGACUAGCCUCAGGAAAGCAUUUUACAAACGUAUUUAGCAAGCACUGUCCCAGCAAGAGACAACAAAGCACAACCCAUGUAAAGAUAUCCUCUGUUGACUGUGUGGGUGUGCCUUUCUGCUAUUUAAUACUCAUGGCUGUCACACACAGCACUGCAGCUGUGACUGAAAUGCUAGCAAAAGUGAGAAAACAAGUUGGCAGUGUUUAGUGGCGUGUGCUGGAGGGCCAGAAAAGGGAAUACUUAAAAACCAAAACUGUUGCUGAAGAGCACCGCGAAAACUUGUCGAGAGGAGCAGCAGUUGCUUUCUGCUGCGACUGCGGUCCAUGUGUGGUGCAAGCUGCCUUAUAGUGUCACUCAAGUGACGACGAGUGACUGCGUUUAAAUCGAUAACAGCCGUAAACUGCUAUGAGCAGGCUGACUGGUAGUCCGCGUGCUCCGUCGUUGUCUGUUCAGGGAGCGGGCUUACCACCGUUGCCGAAAAGCUUGAGCGGGCUGUUGAAUUCCAGUGGUGGCGGCUCAUGGCGGGAGAUGGAGCGUCUCUACGCCAAGAAGUCCAUGAUCCAGGAUGAACUGUCACGUCUCGGGCGCUCGGGUACAAACGGUGGUGGAAGUGGGCUUCGCGGCACGGACCCCCUACGAACUGUUAACAAACCAGCUAACCUAGACGCUGCCCUGGCACUCCUACGAAAAGAGAUGAUUGACACAUUUAUGAAGCAUUACUUCAGGUGUCCUGUUACCCAUCUGAGCCAUUCCCCUUUCUGGUUGGGCUUCGUCAGUUGGACAUGUCUUUGCUGUGCCAGCUAUGGUCUCUGUAUGAGUCCAUUCAGGAUUACAAAGGAACCUGUCAGGAUAUGACUGCUGCAGCCAGUGCAGAAUGUUCUUAUGUCAUUGAAAAUGGCAACUUUUAUGAUGAAGAAGAUGAAUAUUACCAGGAGGAAGUGAUGUAGAUUAUUUAAAGGCUGCUAAAUAUGGAACUUUUUAUCAUAUUUCUUCUUGAUGUGAUAUUCAUCAUGUCUUAAAACAUUUUAUAUUACA
Molecule: messenger RNA, 1056 nt
Organism: Protopterus annectens (West African lungfish)
Lineage: Eukaryota; Metazoa; Chordata; Ceratodontiformes; Protopteridae
Gene: FAM89A
Product: family with sequence similarity 89 member A
Exons: 3
Coding region: 427-876 (149 amino acids)
Source: RefSeq, a predicted model, not a curated record